Messenger RNA from Habropoda laboriosa, 5470 nucleotides. It is a transcript of the gene Tmem131, whose product is annotated as transmembrane protein 131. NCBI's taxonomy places the organism in Eukaryota, Metazoa, Arthropoda, Insecta, Hymenoptera, Apidae. The record is from RefSeq and is a predicted model, not a curated record. The transcript is spliced from 23 exons. The coding region runs from base 62 to 5470 and encodes 1802 amino acids. Gene Ontology annotation, cellular component: membrane.
GAAAGCGGAUUUUCAUUUCUGCUAAAGACAAAACAGCAAACAAUACAGUGAAACUAUUAUUAUGACUGAGUUAAAAGUACUUUAUUGCCUCUUCUUGUUAACGUUUUUCGAGCUGACGUCACAAAUUCGACCGUCCUUACAUGGGCACAAUAAUGCUUUCAUACAGGAUGACAAUGAUGUUCAAUACCUUUUGGACAACAUACCAAUGUCAAUGCAUAAGGAUUUUACUAAUACAGUACAUGGGGCUGGGGAUACAACAUCAGAUGAAGAUAAAACACAAGAUUCGUUAUCUUAUGUUUCUUUCAAACCACAUGUUUUGGACUUCAAAGAGAGACAACUUGGUAUACCCCAUCAAGAAACUGUGAUCUUGUUUAAUAGAGAUCAUAACAAAACAAUCCACCUUUUAUCAAUUUCUGGAAAUACACGUCAUUUCCACUCAUCAUUCUUUCGAAACAAAGUAAUACCAUCAUUGGGAAACACAACUUUCGAUGUUGUCUUUCUUGGCAGAGAAGAAGGUGAUAUUGAUACACAUCUUUUUAUACAUACUGCAGAUGGAACUGUGAAAUAUGAAGUAAAAGGAAUAAGUGUCAGUAGUCCAUAUCGACUCAGACCUGUAGUGGGUGUUAAAUUACCUUUAAAUGCAACAUUUACUCCACUUAUAUACAUGCACAAUCCACACGCAGAAGCUUUACAAGUUUUAGAGGUAUACAGUAGUGGUGGAGAAUUUCAGCUAGAAUUACCAUCAGGUGAAGCAGAAGGUUCACGCGAACUAUGGGAAAUUCCACCAUAUCAGACGAAACCCAUCAUAAGACUACAUUUUAAUGCUUACACAGAAAAAAAUCAUACCGCGUAUAUUAGACUUAAAGUAAAUAACACUUCAGAAGUACUUGUUGUAACAGUUGAAGUUGAAGUGAGAAGCGGGGCUGGUCUUCAUUGGGGUGGAAGUUCUGGAGUAAUCAAUUUAGGUAUGGGAGGUUCAUUACAACCUCCUAUUCACUACCCUAUCGCUUUAAAAAAUUCGGCAAAGAAGCCAAUAAAAGUUAUGAAUAUAAUUAGUACGCCAGUUUCUAAAGCAUUAAAACUUCAUUUUGAGCAAGCGGUUAUUCCAGGGGAUACGGAUAUACCGAUUGCCAUUGGAGCGUUAAUUUAUGACUGGAAGACUGGUUCAGAAUUACAACAUUUUAAAGGGAAAUUAGUAAUAAAAGCCAUAGGUCCUGGUGGUUCUAGUCAGAAACUAACAAUUCCAUGGAUAGCACAAGUUCUACAGGGUGGAUUAGAAGUAAACGCAUCAAUUACGCAUUAUUGUUCUCUCCAAUCUAAUCAAGCACGAAAUUUUAGCGUUGUUAAUAAAUUUAAAUUACCGUUAGCUAUCACAAAUGUCACAAUGUUAUCGAAUGUGAAAUCACUUUUUACGAUAAAAAAUUUUAUUCCAAGAGUGAUAAAGCCAGAGCAAAAGGUUAAUAUAUUUUCUUUACAACUUGCAAAAGAUAGAAAAACUGAUAACGUGAAAAUGGAAUCGUCGAUUUUAAUUCAUUCGAACGUUUCUGUGACCGAAGUUCCAUUAUUAAGUUACGAUGGGAAAGUAAGGAAAAUUGUUCCCGAAGAGAGGGAAAGUGACGAAGGUACGAUGAACUUUGGUACCGUGGGAAGUGGAACUGAAAACGAAGCUAUUUUUGCUUUGGAGAAUCAAAAUCCAAUUAACAUAGAUUUGCAUGGGUGGGGAGUUAACAUGCCUGGUGCAGUAUUGGAACUUAUGGGUUGUCAAAGAGGUCCAGCUGAUCUUUUGGACAAAGAGCUUCGUAAUAUAACUGUAUGUAGUCACACAGGCAAUCAAUACAUAAAGCCUGGUCACUUAGCUAUUUUUAAAAUUAAAGUAAAAACUCCGAUGGUUGAAGAAGAUACAAUUGUGGGUGAUGUAUUUGUUAGAACAACCUAUGAAAGAUUUAUUUUGCCAGUUUACAUGAGAGUUGCCCAUGGAAGAAUUUCUUUGAAGAAACUCAUUUUUACGGAUUGUUUUCCUGGGUCGAUUUGUGUGCAACAAGUGAAAGUAUAUUCGACGUUUGUAAGACCCAUGCAAGUAACUCGAAUCGCGCCUGUUAAUAAAGACAACAGAAUAAAGUAUAUUCCUUUGGAAGAGGCAUCGAUGCCUGUUAUAACGAAAGGCGAAAAUUACAUUGGGUCAGUGAAAAUUGAACCAUCGGCUGCUUGUAAGCAUCAUUGUUAUUUGGGCCUGUCAUUGGACAGUAAUGCUGGCAAACAAUGGUUGAACACUUUAGCCCUUCCUUCCCAUACGAGGGACUCUGAUUUAAAUUUAUUAAAUACGAGAUAUACGCGGUUUCUGAAUUCGACAGGCGGUCGUUCUUGGGACAAUGUCACAAUACGCCUAGAUACGACAGAAGUUCGCGGACACAAAUUUUAUUUAAACAUAAAACCACAUUGGCCCAGUUUAUUGACUGGUUUUGGUAAUAAUAAAAAUAAAGUUGCUUUAGUAUUUCCUUUGACACAAGUCGGAAAUACGUCCUAUAGCACCAUUAAAGUGUAUAAUCCAAGUACCAGUCCUUUAAUAGUACAAUUAGUGAUGGAUUGGAAUUAUCCACAAGGAACAAGACUUUAUCAUUCGUUACCUGCUAAGUUUAAGUUCACAUGCAUAGAAUGUGGAUCCACAAUCGCAGAAGAGUUUAAGCUGGAAGAAAGUAUAGCAGACAGAGAAAGGUUUGAGAGAGAAUGGGAUAUUACAAUAGCGUCACAAUCGAUUCCAUUGUAUUUGAAACCCUUGGAAUCGAGAACCAUACGAGUAUCAUAUACGCCUUUCUCACCUUCUUUAUCAUCCGCACUUUUAUAUAUUAGAAACAACAUGACUAUUUUGGAAGUAUUGCGCGUGAUGGGCCAGGGUGCAAAUGCACAAUUUAGGUUUGGCAAUCGAAAGCCAGGUUCUAUCACACCUUUAUUAUUUGAACUUGCCGAUAAACAUCUUAAAGAUUGUGAACAAGAACGAUUUAAGCGAAAUCCAAUUCCAAACCUGACAGUGAAGAGAUCCUUCAUGGCAAGAAACACAGGAGAACUUCCCAUAGAAGUGUAUGAUUUUUAUAUUAAUGGUUUACGAUGUGAGGGAUACGGGUUCAAGGUAUUGAACUGUGCACCAUUCAAAUUGAACCCGAACGCCACAAGGAAAGUGGAAAUAGCAUUCACGCCAGACUUCACGUUGUCACGUAUCGAGAGGAAGCUUCUGAUAUCGACUAGUUUAGGCUCUGAUAGCGAUAUCAAGAAUGGCAUGGUGAUACUUAAUUUACUCGCAACUCUUCCUCCACACUCUUUGGAAGCUUGUACAGCCGCGUUAACGAGGCCAUCAUGGGAAUACGCCGUCCAAUGGGCAGCUAUAAGUCUUUCAUCGAUAUUAUUAAUAUGUGUUCUCGCGAUUUCGUUUCUCGAAGCAGAUCGAAUACUACGAGGAGCUUUAGCAAGUUUCUCGAGAGAAAAUCCAGUGCAGCCACCUUUAGAUUUAAGGCUAUUAUCGCACAUGCCUGUACACUCAGCGCAAGAGUCGACCUCCUUGAAAGAGAAAUUAAUGAACGAGGAGAAACAGAAAGCGGCAAAGAAAGAAGAAACGUAUCCAGAUUGGACGCUGAUGAACGUGAAAAAGUACAAGGACAAGGAUGGUGUACAGAAAGGACUGAAAAUUCCUGAUUGGUCCGCGGACGAAGAGCGUAGAUUUAAAUUGGAUACCGAGGCAAAGGAUCUGUUGUCGUUCAAACGAUGCGAAGAGUCGAAUUUAGAUAACAGUAAUGUUAUAAGCAAUAUCACGCUUGGUGCCAAGAAAAAGAAUAACAAGAAGCAGAACAACGUCCAAGAAAUGCAAACGGACAAUUGUAUGACGGAGAACAACGUGUUUACGGAUAUUCAAGCAACUCAGGAGAAGAAGUACACUGUAAAUACGUUUACAAAAACAAGUCCUCUGACGAACAGAAAAGGAAAGUCUAAUCAAACGACGAGUGUUAAAAUGGAAACAAAACUGGUCGACCAUGAGGUACAGAUUGAUACGACGGGACUUCUGAAUAAUACUCGUAAUAAGUUAGAUAGUAAAAGGAAGCAAACCGUGGUUGGAAACAGCAAUAACAAUCAUGUGUCGUUUAAGAAAUUUGAAUCGAACAAUAAUCAGAGAAAUACUCAUCUAUCAGAGGAAGAAACGUCGUCCACGACAACGGAAAGUUCUGUUCAAGAUGAUCCGCCGUCAUGUAAGAAUUUUGACCAGGCUUGUGAAAAGUCGGAUAAAUUACAAAGAAAGCCCGUAACCAAAAAAACUAAGCCUCAAUCGAUUGCUUCUGUGCCAUGCGUAGAUUAUAAGGAUAACUACGAGGGUGACUGCGACGACGACGAGUAUGAUAAGGAGAGGCAUAAUAAUCCAAACAGGUGGAAAACGAACACAACCAGGUCUACCAUAAAACACAUUCAUACGACACGUACAGUUGAGUCGUCUAAGUUACCACGACAGAAUAAAAAUCCUCCUCGAAAGGAUAAAGGAUCUCAAAAACGUCGAGGCAUUGAUAAAGGGCAUAUAAAAGCGGCAACAUUGAAUGGAAAUACUAGUCAAAGGGAAGAUUCAUCACGUGCACUGGGAACAAUUUCCGCUCCGUUACCACCACCGCCAUCAUGUUGGGGCGAAAACCGCGCCAGGUUCAGUGACGUUGUGGCACGAAGUCAAGAAAGUAUUUCACCGUUCUCGAGCUUAAAUAAAUUACACAAAACGCAAACGACUACGCAUAAUUUGUCGAUGGUUUUUAAUAACGACGCCAAAGAUGUAGAUUAUACUAAGCAACAAUCGAGUCAAGAAUUAAUGCAGAGCAUGGAGGAAUACAGAAUGAUAUCGAAAUCGCCAUCUCUCUGUGUUCCAUCUGUUGAGAAAGAGAAGCCACUUAGUCAGGAUUCUUUGAAGAUGCAGAAUAAUUCACAGCACUCGAAUAGUUAUUUCAUAAAUGCAUUCGCGGAACCGCCGUUCGAGCGGGAACUGGUCCCAUACGACGAUCUUCCAGAAACUGAUGAACCAUUAAUGGAACUGGAAAGUCCCGAGGAAGAUACACGAUGUCAGUUAUGGGAGGAUAAUAAUCCUAUGCUUAAGUUAUUGUCCGAUAGUACAAGUGGAUUUCAGUUGGAAUCACCAAAAUCCUCGGAGAAACCUCCAAUGCUAACAGAUACGUUAAAAGACAACUGGGCAACAGUCGAAACAAAUUGGGAACCUUUGUAUACUAGAGCAGCAGUAGGAGAAGAAAGAAGCGGUGUUUGGGGAAUAAAUACAGGAGGUGUAUGGGCUGCUGGUCCAUGGGGUGCAGCUACACCACCUGUAGUUUCACAAUUGUCUUCGUUACAAACAGAACCGGACACACAGGAGAGAUCAGGUUUUGAUCCAUUUCGUUCACUCAGUACAAUAUGGACACCGUCAUCCUCGGAAUCUUGGAAGAAAAAGCAUGAAGACUAA